Molecule: messenger RNA, 2447 nt
Organism: Macadamia integrifolia
Lineage: Eukaryota; Viridiplantae; Streptophyta; Magnoliopsida; Proteales; Proteaceae
Product: S-type anion channel SLAH2-like
Exons: 7
Coding region: 308-2221 (637 amino acids)
Biological process (GO): transmembrane transport; intracellular monoatomic ion homeostasis
Cellular component (GO): membrane
Molecular function (GO): voltage-gated monoatomic anion channel activity
Source: RefSeq, a predicted model, not a curated record
GUCAUGUCUAUUUGUUUGAUAUUGGUUGUGUACCUAGACCAUCUUAUAUUUUAACUUGGGCUGUGUUCCUAUCUCAGAAGAACAUACCCCUUUGGUUGUUUUCACUAAAAUCAUAUAUGGAAUUCUGCAAUUGAUUUCUUGGUUUAUUUCUGUUGGUUGAAGGAGAGGGAGUGUUAGUUUGGAGAACACUGCAUCAAGCAAUACCAGUCUGGAAGUCAUUUACUUGCAUCAUAUUGUUUGUUGUAAUAUAAGAUGGAAAUUCUUAGCAAAUUGUGAGGCUUAUAGGAAAAGGUGUGGUUGGUAGAUCAUGGAAAACGGCACACAUCUAGCUUCAGCAGAGCAGGAUUCGGCUGAAGAACUCCCAUCUCUUUUCAAAUGCUUAGCAUCCAAAACAGUAGCUGGAUUUGAUAAUAUUGAAGAGAGUGGUAGCCCAAAUCCUCAGGUUCAACGAACUGGGAUCCCAACUUCCAGUCCUUCACUUGAUCAUGUAGUAACUAAACGAACGCAAGCGACUGCUUGCCAGAGCCCCUUGUAUGCAUCUGCAGCUUUCAACUCCAAAGAGAUUCAUUCUAUCUCUACCAGCAUGCUGCCUUCCCCUUUUGGGCAUCACUUAGGAAGUACAAAAAGAGUUCUCUUCAGGGAUAGAGAAGGAGCAAGUGUCAAUAAUGGGAUUGUAGAACCUCCUGCUAUGGCUGUUGGCACUGAACAACUUAAACAGGAAAAGUAUCAUUCUCAGCCUCUGCAAUCAAGUAGUCCAAAUGUUGAAGCAGUUUCAACUGGAAAAUUCUCCAAUUUCUCUGGCCAGCAAGGAAAGAACCCAAGGAUUGAUAAGCUCAAUGGCAGAAAUUAUGAUUCUUUUAAAACUUGGUCUGGGAAACUUGAGAGGCAGAUAACACAUUUCCGGGGAAAGCCUACUAAACCUAAACCAGACGACAGUGCUAAGAAUCCUGAGAAUCAGGCUUUACCUGUGGAUCGGUACUUCGAUGCCUUAGAAGGACCUGAAUUGGAUAUGCUUAGGGAUUCAGAGGAGUCGGUGCUUCCAGAAGACAAGAAGUGGCCUUUCCUUCUCCGUUACCCAAUAUCUUCAUUUGGUAUCUGCCUUGGAGUCAGUAGCCAAGCCAUCCUGUGGAAAAGCCUGGCUACUUCUGCAUCCACUAAAUUCCUCCACAUAAGCCUGACUGUAAACCUUUUCCUUUGGUGUAUCUCUGUUGUUCUUAUAAGUAUUGUUUUCUUCAUCUAUCUUCUGAAAGUCAUACUUUACUUUGAAGCAGUCCGCCGUGAGUACUACCACCCUAUCCGUGUUAACUUUUUCUUUGCACCAUGGAUAGCAUUACUGUUCUUAGCUCUUGGAGUCCCACCCACACUCGUCAAAGACCUGCACGCUUUCCUCUGGUACAUUCUCAUGAUCCCAAUCUUCUGCCUUGGGCUUAAAAUCUAUGGACAGUGGAUGUCAGGGGGUCAGCGAAGGCUCUCAAAGGUGGCCAAUCCUUCAAACCAUCUAGCCAUUGUUGGUAAUUUCGUGGGGGCAUUGCUGGGUGCAUCUAUGGGGCUGAAGGAAGGGCCUAUCUUCUUUUUUGCCAUUGGAUUGGCUCAUUAUGUGGUCCUAUUUGUAACUCUCUACCAAAGACUUCCAACAAAUGAGACACUGCCAAAGGAGCUACAUCCGGUGUUUUUUCUCUUUGUUGCUGCACCCAGUGUUGCUUCUAUGGCAUGGGCAAGGAUUCAAGGAGCAUUUGAUUAUGGGUCAAGGCUUGCAUACUUCAUUGCUCUAUUCCUUUAUUUCUCUCUGGCUGUUCGGAUUAAUUUCUUCCGAGGUUUCAAGUUCUCAAUUGCAUGGUGGGCUUACACUUUCCCAAUGACUGGGGCUUCAAUUGCCACCAUCAGGUACUCAAAUGAAGUCACUAAUCUAGUGACACAGUCGCUAUCAGUCAUUCUCUCAGGUGUUUCGACCUUCACAGUUACAGCUCUGCUCAUCUCCACUGUCAUCCAUGCAUUUGUGCUGCGAGACCUCUUCCCAAACGAUAUUGCCAUUGCCAUUACAGGCAGAAGGCCAAAAAUAGGCAAGAAAUGGGGCCACAGGAGAUCUGAAAGUCAGGAUGCUAAAGAUAAUAAAUCUGAUAUGAAAUUAAGGAAAGACUGCAAAGACAUUGAAGCCUCUCCAAAACCAUCAGUUAGUACAGGCAUUGAUGUUUCUUGUCAGGUUACCACCCAAAAAGUAUGAUCUGGGUUGUGAUCAUCAGUACCUAUGAGGUCCAGUUGCUUUUCUUGAUUGCUUGUCCCGAUACCAGUUUGGUUUCAUCUUCUUCACUAUGACUAACUAGCAGGAUGGUCUGGAAGUUUUGGCAAUUGAGAGUAUGUUGAAGAAUACAGAGUUGUGUUCUUUGCCUGUGUAUUUUAGUCAAGAACCCUGUAGAUUCUUAUUUCUACCCCAUUUUUUUUUUUGUUAA